AUGAGUUUUUUGAUCGACCGGCAUUUAAUUCAAAAGGCAGCAGAUACUCUGGCCUAUGCCGGACUUGCCCCUUGUGUUUCUGAAAAUUGCCGUUCUAGGACACCCUCUAUCAGAGGCAGCGGUAACUUCGCUAACCCUGCUUUUCACUUUCAUGUCCCAUUUGAAUUUGAGGAGGCUCCGGUCAAUAAAAUCAAUACUAGCUGGCCCUCGAUUCAGCUACAUAUUCAAGAUGAGCGCGUUUGGACACUUCCAUUGCAGUACGAUGCUCCAGAAUUUACAGAUUCUAAUAACAUCAUUUUUGCUGAUGAUGUGCGUCUACCCUUACCCAACUGGCACCCUGUUUAUUUCAACGAUACCUACAAGGGGAGAUGUCGUCAUGCUCCAGGCUCGCCUGUCCGAAUCUUAACCCCUGAGCGAUAUGCGGAGGCAUUACUUUUGCUGAAAAUCCGAGAUCAAGGCUCAUUCGCUGCUAAUUUGUGGCAGACACAGAUAAAUUAUCUUGCAGAAUAUGAUCUUGUAAACAUGGACAUGGUGAAUGGGCCCACCCGACCGUUUAUGACUUCUCUGCUCCGGAUUUCUCUCCGUGAAAACAUGGAGAAUGCCCGAGCUAAACUAGGAGAGAUAGUAAUGCAAGGACUCAUGCAUGCUGAAUGGGCAGAGAAGUAUGUUUGA
Ophidiomyces ophidiicola is the source of this 672-nucleotide messenger RNA. RefSeq lists its product as uncharacterized. NCBI's taxonomy places the organism in Eukaryota, Fungi, Ascomycota, Eurotiomycetes, Onygenales, Onygenaceae. The coding region runs from base 1 to 672 and encodes 223 amino acids. The transcript has a single exon. The record is from RefSeq and is a predicted model, not a curated record.